AUGAAAUCUUUACUCUCUAGAUUCAAAGGUGGUCCGAGCGACUCACGUUCAUCGUCAAGAGCCAACUCAUCAGCAUCCACCAACAAAGAGAGAGAGAAGGAAAACCUCGCAUUUUCAUCAUCCAACGCAAAAUCCAAAUCAUCAUCGUCCACUAAUCAACAACUGAAGAAAGUAUUAUCAAGGAAUCACCUCAAUGGAAAACCGACUUCUUCCUCUUCCGCUUCUUCACCUGUUCCACCCCCUCGGAUUCUGACACCUAUAGGUAAUCAGCAUUCGUCCUCAUCCCCUAAUCUCGCAUAUGACGAUCCCAGACCACAUUCUAUCACCGGUUCGGCGGAACUGCUGUCGCCCGUCGUUGGACUAUGGGAGGAGACGAGGGGGGAGAACAGGAAUAGGAAUAGGACGGUCAGUGCGUCUGGAGAUAUACAUGACAAACCAGGAGGGAAGAAAGUCACAUUCAGAUCACCAGCUCCUACGCCCACUACGAGCGUGGUAUUGGACGAAGCUACGAAGAUAGAAUAUGAGAGGAGGAGAUCAUCUUCUUCUACUGCGGGAGGUACAUCACCUUCAAAGAGAGCCUCAACUUCAGCUUUGAAACCACCUUCAACUUCACAACCUGCUAGACCAGGUACAUCUCAAUCAAUCGAUUCUACCAGUAAUCGACCAAGACCAACAUCAAGACAGACUUCGCCCUUCUUACCUUCGCUGGCUAUUCGUCCUACGGCAUUUCGUAAAGCCUCUUUGCCGCCUUUAGGCUUCAAUACCCAUGAUAAAGGAGCGACUAGUAGCUCACCCACCAAAAGCUCUACUACGAUCUUAUCGCCCACUCCGUCGGAUGCUUCUACGGGCGCGAUGAGUAAUAUGAGUUACCUCCCGCAGCCAAAUAGCUGGAGCGAAAUGGCGGAAGAUGACCUGAUAGCUAAUCUCGGUCCGAAGGAGAGGACGAGACAGGAAGUUCUCUGGGAGAUUGUGAGCUCGGAAGAUAGAUACGUACAAGAUCUCAUCAAGUUCAAUGAAACGUUUUGCAAAGCUCUACUUCCCAUAUCCGCUAAUUCACCCCAUUUGGACCUAUAUGAUCCUACUCCUUCAUCCAUUGCCACUCGUACUAUGUCCCCUUCCUCACCCGCUCUAUCAGGUAACGAGUCCUUUGUCAAUUUACCUAUCGCCGCUAAAUAUUCAUCUACAACGCCACGAUACAGUGGCGAGAGAUAUCCAUCGGAUUCAUCAACUAGUACAGCACCACCCAUGACACCAAAUGACGAGUCGAUCGCCAGGGGAAAUCUAAAUUUGAAUUUGAAUGCACCUCCUCCAUCCAGUGCAGCAAGGAUGAACGCUUAUAAUAUUUUGACCAACGGUAGACCGAACAUAGGUUUGGGUCUAACGAAUAAAGCUAGCGUGUCAAGUUUGAAUGGGAAGAAAGGCCAUCAUAAUUCCCUACCACCUCCCUCAUCAUCAAGACAACAUUCAAAUUCUUCUCAAACCGACUUGAGAGCUAACGAUAAUAGAUUAUCGUACCAUCCUGGUAUUCAUAACAAAUUGCAUAAAGCGAGUUCUCGAAUCAGCUCAGGAGGAUCAAUCGGUCCUAGUACUGGUGCGGCUAAUAAUACGAAUGUGAAAUUACCUGAAGAUUUGGAAAAGGUUUUGACUGUUUUAUCAGGAGGAAUUCUAGAUGGACAUAUCAAGUUAUCGAACGCUUUGAAGAAGAGAUACGAGAAUCAGUAUCCUUUGGUAAGGAGCUUGGCGGAUGUGUUUACCGCUCAUUCAUACAUCCUAAGAGAAUAUUCCACCUAUGUACUUCAUCUCGAACGCGCCCUGUCGCAAGUCGACGAAUCCCUCUCACUCUUAACGGACCUCUCUGGCGGUAGUGGAACGACUCGAUCCAAGCGGAAUUCCAGACGACUGGAAGAGAGCGAUAUUGGAAUUCUAAGCCGGAGACUGAUGGGUCUGGAAGAAUUAGCUUCUGAAAAAGGAGAAGCCGGUUUGGUAAUCAGUCUAUCUAAACCUUUUCAGAGAUUGUUAAAGUAUCCAUUACUGUUUCAGAACUUGUUGUUCAACACGGAUCCUAGUUUGAAAGAGUACGAAGCUACUUUAUCGAUGGUAGAUCAAGUUGAGGAGAUCGUGAGAUCGAUAGAGGAUCAAAAGAGCGACGAGGAAGAGAGGGAGAGGACGAGGGAUGUCUGGGCGAGAAUAGACGGACUGGAAAGAGAUAAGGUCAUCAUGGCUCCGAAACCCAAUAGAAUGUUGAUCAGCGAGACUCAAUUACCAGUACCAGAAGGUGUUCAUCUCAAGGUACAAAAAGACAUACCGACGUCUGUGAAGGGCAAGAAGUCUUUCAAGAGACUGAGUGAUAUCUUGAAGGGUGGAGGAGACGGUGACUUAUGGGUUGUUCGAUUCUCUGACGUCUCUCUGCUAUGUGAGAAGACUGGAGUCACCCACCUACCCAUAGCGAGCUUCAAAAAAGCCACCAAAUCAGACUCUUCAAAUGAUCUGAGUGGCAAGAAACAUGCUACGAUGGGGAAAAGAAGCGCUUCUGUCAGAGCUAGAAACUUGUACAGAUUCGUCAAAGUCCAUGAGUGGCAUCUCAAAACUCGACCCAGUACCGAUGGUCUUCUGAACAUGAACGACAUCUCUGCAUCUCGUCAACGAACAUCUGAGAUUCCUCAGUCACCGCCUGUCUCCAAAUAUCCCACUCUACCUUCUAUAGCAGGUACACCUCAUGCUACGCCUACAAAGGUCCCUUUGAAAACAAUAGACGGGUCAGCCAAUCCUUCACCCUCCAAAUCAUUUAGAUCACGCAAAGGCACAGGAAUAGAUGACGAUACGAUGUCAGUUAUAUCUGAUGGUAUAUCUGAAAUGUCAUUCGCGUUCAAAGAUGGAGAUCAGGUGAAACCCAAUCUAAAAGCGAAACCGAAAAUCAGACAAUCACUCCCACCCACAUCCACUUCAAUUGCCAAACCCGGUAGGAACAUUGGGUCUGUGGGAAGAAGGACGACAUCUCAACCUGGUUUGACGAGAAGGUUAUCAGGUGGUCAUGUAGGCGGUCAAGCUGCUAAUGCGAAAUUCGCCAACCGACUUCGAUCACCUGAUCUCAACCAUCAUCAUCAUAAUCAUGCUGCGAGUGAUACGGAAGGACCCACUGUAGUAGGAGUCAGAUCAGCAAGUGCUGCAGGUAAAGCUAGAAGAUCAUUACCUCCUACUUCAGGUACGACGAUGAGUGGCGGAUUAAGACCAUUGCAUACGGCUGGUAUAGCAUCUACGACUGCUUCUAGACCAGCUUGGAAUUCUGGUUUAUCGACUACCAGUACGACCAGACGUGCGUCUACACCUACUUCGCAAGUCGGAUCCGUUAGAGGAACGAGAUCGUCCCAUGUGAAUAAUGAUCAUGGGAGUGGGAGUGAGGGAAGAAGAAUACCGAUAGGUAGAUCGUCAAUGAUUGGAACUUCUAAUUCCAAUACCGAUGUCAACAAAACCCCUUUGGGACGUACGAUUACGACUUCUCCCACCAAGGUUGAUGAUGAGGAUAAUGAUAACGAUAAUGUCAAUGAUAAUAUACAAGAUAACGGGGAGAUCAGGAAGAUGCCAAGUAAAGAAGAUUCGGUUGUAGGUCUGUGGAGGGCGUUCGACGAAAGUAAAAGUAAUGGAACUCCUGCAAUCUCAGGUGUAGGCCUUGGUCCAGGAAUUGAUCCAGCCGAGGGUAAACCCAUUUCGUCUGUUGGAAGAGGAGGAACAAGAGGUGUUGAUGUGGGAGUACCUUCAAGAGGAUCAGUAUCGUCCCUUAGAGGAGUUACUGGUACACCCAGAGGAACAAGUUUGAGAGGAGGAGGUAUGACAACAGGAGUAAGAGGUGGUGCAGCAGUAGGUACGACACCGAGCAGUGUAGUCGGAUCAGGUAGAGUAACGGGUAAAGCUGCUACGGUAGGUAGAGGUGGGAAUUUAGUUAGUACGAGGAAAAGGGAUCUGGGCGGGAAGAUAUAA
Molecule: messenger RNA, 3975 nt
Organism: Kwoniella botswanensis
Lineage: Eukaryota; Fungi; Basidiomycota; Tremellomycetes; Tremellales; Cryptococcaceae
Exons: 7
Coding region: 1-3975 (1324 amino acids)
Biological process (GO): positive regulation of Rho protein signal transduction
Molecular function (GO): guanyl-nucleotide exchange factor activity
Source: RefSeq, a predicted model, not a curated record